CCGAGCUGAGGCGGGGGCUUGGCGGGCCGACCGUCCGCGGCAUGAGCGCUGCCGGCGCCCCGCGCACCGCGGCCGGGCUGGGGCUGUGAGGGCCGCGGUUCCGGACUGAAGUUGAGGCGUCUGGCCGGGCGCGUCGCCGGCUUCCAUGGAGCUGGAGGGGCAGUGGUGGCGAGGACAGCUGGCUGCGGAUAUUCACCAGGCGCUUCGGUACAAGGAGCUGAAGUUGCCUUCUUACAAGGGCCAGUCCCCUCAGCUGAGUCUCAGGCGAUACUUUGCGGAUUUGAUUGCCAUCGUGAGCAAUCGCUUCACUCUCUGCCCUUCCGCCCGACAUCUUGCUGUCUAUUUGCUGGACCUGUUCAUGGAUCGUUAUGACAUCUCUAUUCAGCAGCUGCAUUUAGUUGCACUUUCCUGUCUGCUUCUAGCAAGUAAAUUUGAAGAAAAAGAAGACAGUGUGCCUAAGCUGGAGCAGCUCAACAGCCUGGGGUGUAUGACUAAUAUGAAUCUAGUGCUAACAAAGCAGAAUUUGCUGCAUAUGGAACUGUUACUAUUAGAGACCUUUCAGUGGAACCUCUGCCUUCCUACAGCUGCCCAUUUCAUUGAGUAUUACCUCUCUGAAGCAGUGCAUGAGACAGAUCUUCAUGAUGGCUGGCCAAUGAUUUGCUUGGAAAAGACUAAACUCUACAUGGCCAAAUACGCAGAUUACUUCCUGGAAGUAUCUCUGCAAGAUUAUGCCUUUCUAAAUUAUGCACCUUCUUUAGUAGCUGCUGCAUGUGUGGCUUCUUCGAGGAUUAUCCUUCGUCUUUCUCCAACAUGGCCUACAAGACUGCAUCGUCUUACUGCUUACUCCUGGGAUUUCUUAGUGCAGUGUAUUGAACGACUGUUGGUUGCUCAUGAUAAUGAUGUGAAAGAAGCGAACAAACAGAGAGGACAGUCAGCUCCUCAGUCAGCACAGCUGGGUGUGUUCCAAACAGCUCAGCCCUCACGGCCAGUUCACUUCCAGCAGCCUCAGUAUCUUCAUCAGACCUCGAUGCAGUAUCGGCAUCCUGUGUCAGAACAACCAAGCCGCCAGCAGAUUGUGUCUACUACACACACCUCAUCUUACACCCUUCAGACUUGUCCUGCGAGCUUCCAAACUAGUGUUCAGAGCCUUGGCCACAUGCAGACUGGUGUUGGCAUGUCCCUGGCAAUACCAGUGGAAGUUAAACCCUGUCUCAGUGUUUCUUACAACCGGAGUUACCAGAUAAAUGAACAUUUCCCAUGUAUUACUCCAUGCUUUGAGAGGUGAUGACAUACAUAUCAUAGGUCUUAACCGACCAGACUGUUCUGAGAGGGAUAGCUCUGGGGCAAGCUCUUUGUACUCCUCUUCAAAAGGAAAGGAAAACAAAUAGUACCAGAAUGCAGCAGGCACCAGCACCAAGAGACUGAGUAUCCCUUCAGUACCUUGAAUACCUACGAGGACUUGGCAGAUACUAAUGUGUGUCAACCCCUGUGACUGAAAUGUUCCAGCCCUUAGCCAAUGGUCCAAAUAUUUCAAAAUGCUCAGUACAGCUGAAAAUUUGCCAUUCUGAGAUUUGAGCCAUGGUAGGCUUUGGGUCUUAUGCCGGCACAUACAUCAAAGACUUACUGUUUAUCUGUGGACUUGCCAAACCACCUUUUAUGAAGGAAAGUUAACAGUAUUAAUUUUUGAAGAAUUGUUUUAAUCUUUCAGCUCAGAGUCUUUUUGGCCUGCUGGUGGGUUUCUAAGUUCAAACUCACCAGUUGCCAAGUAUACUAAUCUGUGCAGUUAAAAAAAACACAGAUGAUUUUAUAUAACUUCCUAUCAUAAAUAAUAUACAUGUCUGGAUUUAUAUACUAAAAUUAGGGGCUAAACAGAUACAUACCUUGAAAUCAUGAUCAUAAUUUUUAUUUUACUCUGCUGGUUCUCCCCCCUAAGUGAUCAGCCCCUACUCUUCAGGAUUAAGCAUAUUUAACUCAGGGAACUUGUAGUACUUGGAAACACUUAGCUGUAACCAACAUGCUUUGGGAGUGUUAGGGUGUGAACCACCUGUGUACCAUAGGCUGCAGUGCGCCUGCUGGGAUGAGAAUCUAACGUAGCACAGGAUGAGUGAAGUGGGUCCUGUGGUGCUCAUGCGUGGACAGGUUGUGCGUCACCCAGUGCAGUCCGUGGUUUAUAUUCAGAUUAGUUGUCGCUCUUUAAUACCGUUUUCAGGAGAAGACAUACUGUAGAGUAUCAGUACUAGAGUGGAGUCUGGUAGGAUUAUUCUCAAAUUGAGGGUGGCCAGGGUAGUACUCAGGUUGGGCUAAUGCAGCACUUUGUUAUGGGGAGGGUAGUUCUCUAAGCAACCUUGGAAUCCAGCAAGUCAAGCUAAGCAAGCAGGGGUACUGAUUAUAAACUUUCAGUAGCCAUUUUCAUUGGAUGGGCUGUGCAAAUGCCCUGGGACAGUUCAUUAUAUUGGUAGUGAGUGAAAACAGCAAUAAUAGUCAUUAUAGCAAGGGCAACCUGGCCAUAAAAUAUUGGGGGCAGGGGAAACAGAUAAACUUAAAAAGUAAAAAAUAACUGAUAAACUGUGUACAUUGUGCUCUUAUCCAUGGAAGAAGAAAGACUUGGUGGAGGGAAACUUUGUGUUUUAAAAUUAGUAAGGUGUAUCUAUGUUUUUAUAAGAUAGCACUUGAAUAGAAGGGAAACUGUGGCAGAUGUGAGACUACCACAGUGUGUGUUGAUGAGAACUCACUAUAAAGAUGUGGGUAUGCAGCAGGAGUCUUAGUAUCCAGCCAAUGGCCUUUGUUGGGAAGAGGAGAGCUCCACAGCAUGAUGGACUGAUAGAGAUGGCUUUCCAGUGGGUAAGUGCAGGUGGGUAGCUUCUGCCAACAGGAAUUCUUAGAGAAAUGGCCCUUCCUUAAAAGGAGGCUAACUUUCAUAUUUCGAAUGCAGAACACAUAGUGUGGACUUACUGGUCUGGUGAUGAAAACCACUCAGGUAAGAUCUCAUGGCAGUUUUCAAGCAUGAAAACUGUCCUAUCGCUUUUCCUCUUUAAAAAGGCUGCUAAUUGGAUUUUAGAAUUCUUACCUUAAGAAAACUUGAAUUAUUAGGAGAAAGUAGGUUCAAAAGAUGACAACGUAUCUUUCAAAUUCACAGACAGAGCCCAGCAGUGUGGAGUCCAGUUUUCAGUAUUGUAACUACCUCAAGUAAUGCUAUGAAUGUAAGCUAUUGGGAUAGAAAUCCUAACUUGAAACAACAGCCAGUGCCUGUGGUAAUUUAAUGUCUUGUCAAAUGCUUUUAUUGAUUAGUUCUGUGUCAUUCUUGUUGUCGAAGAAUAUUUGCCUUUUUAAAAAGCUUAUUAACACUUUUUCCAGUUUAUAUUUAAAAAGCUAAAGAACACUGGAUUAAUCCUUUUGGGGGGGUAGAGUCAAAUAAUUGAUGAGUAUUGCUGCAUACCCAUGUGGGGGAGGCUGGAGAAUCAUGACUUUUUUAAAAAACAUUAGAAUUCAUUAUAAAUGUAACUCAACAACAGUUAGCUUGGGGGUUGGGGAGACUGUUGGGUUUUGUUUUGUUUAAUUUAUUAAUUAGUCUUAAGAAGUUUUUUGUUUUGUUUUGAGAUUACUGGACCAUCAUUAAAUGUGUACUGUGAAAAGAUUAAUGAUGUGUAAAAAGGACUUAACCAGAGUCCCUUAAAUAAACACUAUCAAGUACAAACUGCAAACCAAAAUAUCUGUGCUAUGACUAACUACACACAGUGAGUAUGGUGCUAAGUCUACACAGCAGGAUUAGAUGAGUGCUGUGCACUUGAUGUGAAAAUAAACGUAGUUUUCACUAAAA
This is a messenger RNA of Peromyscus eremicus (cactus mouse), 3817 nucleotides long. RefSeq names its product cyclin J (gene Ccnj). NCBI's taxonomy places the organism in Eukaryota, Metazoa, Chordata, Mammalia, Rodentia, Cricetidae. Gene Ontology annotation, cellular component: cyclin-dependent protein kinase holoenzyme complex; nucleus; cytoplasm. The transcript has 6 exons. Gene Ontology annotation, molecular function: cyclin-dependent protein serine/threonine kinase regulator activity. Bases 146 to 1285 code for a protein of 379 amino acids. Gene Ontology annotation, biological process: mitotic cell cycle phase transition; regulation of cyclin-dependent protein serine/threonine kinase activity. The record is from RefSeq and is a predicted model, not a curated record.